GUUGCCAAAAGAACAAAUUAAACAUUCUUCUUAUAAUUCUUUUGUUUCUUAUUCAUUGGAGUUUUGUUGAAAGUUUUCUAAUCACCUUCAUGUCGUCGCAACCUCGAAGACUCUCAAUAAUUAGAAAUCUUGAAAAUGCUCAUAAAAAGGACAUCGAAGCUUAUGUUAGCGGCCACUUAAAUCAAAACAAUUUGUUGAAAUUGGAAGAAUCAUGUCAUAAAACUUGGUUGACAUCUCUAGGACCUACUCCUAGAAUGAAGCCUGCCACCAAACCUGUUCAUCUUCCGGUAAGGAAGGGCCAGUUGCCAUGGAAGCAACAGCACUACAAAAAUAUGAAGGGUACAAUUAGAGAGUUCAGCUAUGGAGCACUUGGUCACUACUGUUUGCAAAAGGGGUUAAAAGAUGAAGUUGAAAGUUCUGGUUGUGUUGAAAGCAAUCAUUCAAAGUUUACCAAGUUAAAAAAUCACCACGAUGAUUUCCGUGCUCAAGAACUUAAGUUACCAGAAAUAAUGGUUGUUGCAAUUGACAAUGAUGGUUUACAACCAUUGUCAUCAAACAAUGUGGAAAGCAAGUCCAAUAAUGGUCCCUCGAAAAGACGUCACUUCCUUAAAAGUCAUCUGAGUCAUGUGACUAAAGCUGAUCAGUAUUGUGCCUUGAGAAGUUUAAAAAACCACAUGAUAAAUUCUUCUGAUGUUGGUGACUCAAGUUUAUUUAUGGGAGACCACAUUGUUCGUACGAUCCGGCAUCACCUAAAUAAGAAAUUACAAAGCCUCAGUGAAUCAACAAAACGAUGUCCAAAUUUUCAUCGUCUUCAAUUAUACAGUGAUUGUUUUGCUGAAAUCAUCAAACACAUGCCAUCUUUUUCAAAUUUGUUGAGACAAAUUAAAGAGGAGUAUGAUGGCUAUCUGGCAUAUGUCCUUGACCAAAAUAAAUUGUCAAAAUUCAAAGAUCUCUAUGCACAAAUACCAGCCAUUAGUGAAGCCAAAACAACUGCAGAUGCUGUACGAUUGCAGCAGAUUCAACUGGAGAAUCUUGAAAAUGAAAUACAGUUUCUCCUAAAUGAAAAUAAAAGCUUGCAUAUUCAAGAAAGAGAAAAAUUGACAAUUCCUCUGAAUCCUUCUUCGCCACAUAAUUCAGAACAAGGUGGCAUUCAGACACGAGUUUAUGUUGAGGCUGUUGUAAAGGAUCUUGAGGAGCAAAUUGAACACUUGCAUUCUCAGAUUGCACAAGAGUUAGAGACUUUAGAGAAUAUGAGAAAACACCAACAUGACAAUUGUGUACCAUCUUCCAUUUGUCAACAUUUUGAACAUUGUAUUAAAGAAAUAGAGGUUGACAUUCAGAAAAUGCUUCAACAAAAUGAAUAUUUAGAGCAAAGCAUUGAGGAACUUGAGACAGAACUACAGUCAAUAUUACUUGAACAUAAAGUUCCCCCAAAACAGUCAAAGACACUCUGGUCCAGACUACCAAAGCUAUCAACAAUCAUAGAAUAUGGCAGAUCACAAAAGCAUCAUGAAAACAACAUUGGUUAAAUGAUGUAACUUGGAUAAUGCUGUCAAACAAAUUUAAUUUAUAAUUUAUAUUAGCUGUUAAAAUUUUAAAUGUCUUUUUGAAAUUAGGCUGUUUGUAUAGUUGUUAAAUAUGUACACAGAAGCGUAGCUAGCUCACAAGUUUGAGUCCCGCAAUGAAAAUAGCUGUGAUUAUUUAAAUCUAUUGUUUUCAUUGUGAGUAAACACAGGAAAAUUUUGCA
Xenia sp. Carnegie-2017 is the source of this 1747-nucleotide messenger RNA. RefSeq lists its product as uncharacterized. Bases 90 to 1529 code for a protein of 479 amino acids. The transcript is spliced from 11 exons. NCBI's taxonomy places the organism in Eukaryota, Metazoa, Cnidaria, Anthozoa, Malacalcyonacea, Xeniidae. The record is from RefSeq and is a predicted model, not a curated record.